Suillus plorans is the source of this 1884-nucleotide messenger RNA. RefSeq lists its product as uncharacterized. Bases 1 to 1884 code for a protein of 627 amino acids. The record is from RefSeq and is a predicted model, not a curated record. The transcript has 5 exons. NCBI's taxonomy places the organism in Eukaryota, Fungi, Basidiomycota, Agaricomycetes, Boletales, Suillaceae.
AUGCAUCGCGCCCUCGCAAUCACCGAGUUACUCACGCACAUUCUCCGUGAUGUGUACAAUGAUGACGAGGGACUCAAUCUCCGCCGAGGCGUCAAGGACAUGGCUAGGAUUUCUCAGGUCUGCAGGACUUUCCGAGAUCCUGCAUUGGAUUUCCUUUGGAAAAAUCUCGACAGCCUGCUCCCGCUUCUUCGGCUGCUUCCUCUUGAAAUUAACGAAGAAUACGGUGAUAAAGCUCGACUUUCAAAGGUUCUUGGGGACCUGAAGUCGCCAGAGCGCCAGUGUUAUAUCUCAAUAUCCAACCGCGUGCGCACACUAUCCUUUUCGGAACCACACGAGCCUAUCCCUCGCAAUCUAAUAAAUGAUAUUAUUGAGUACAAUCUCCUCUUAACUCCCCGCAUAGAUGUCCUCCACUUUCACAUAUUAUCCGAGGCUGGCCUUCGUCUUCUCCCCGCCCUUAUCACACCCGAAUUGACCGACAUCUCCCUAUCUUUCGAUGAAAAUUUAUAUGUUUUCAAUCGUCCGCUAGACCUUGGCGAUCUCAUCAAGUCGGUAUACACGACUAUUUUUCGGUGUGCGCCCAAGCUUGUACAUUUCUCUGUAGUCGAUUUGUACGAAGCACUGCCGUUGUUGUCACUUACUAAGGCCCCGGGUCAAGAUCAUAUGGAUAUGGCAUGUCUCCAAAGCCUGACACAUGCAGCAUUCUACAUAACUGCCGCUUCCUUACCGCAAGUUCUCGAUUUAAUGUCACAGCUUCGCAAGCUGGAGGACCUGACCAUUCAGGCUUGCGAGAAACCUUUCGAAGAAAUUCCCCGCCUCUCCUUCACGUCAGAGACAUUCGGCUCGCUGAAGAACGUCGCGUUUGAUGGCUCUCCUGAUAUCAUCAGCCGCAUAUUCUCCGCAUUCCCAGCCAAUCGCGCCUUCCAAUCCGUGAUUCUACGAAUGCACGGUCUUUACACCAAUGCCGAUAUCGCACUGGUACUCUCGGGGGUUGUUGCAGCUGUGUCCAAAGAGUCAUUGCAGAAGAUUAUAAUAACUUCCGUGCUCUCAAAAAGUGACCUCGCACGUUGGGAUGCUGAUUCGGGAAUCGACAAUCGCCAAUUCAUACUAGACAUACACGCCAUCGAGCCCGCUUUCCGGAAUCUUGAGAUCUUUUCGGCUUGUCUCGGUGUCCCACUUUAUCUCACAGACGAAGACCAUCUGCGCAUCGCGCAGACAUGGCGCUCUGUGCAGUUACUAUACCUGUCUUCGAUCGUCCAGCGUGUUGUCUUGGCACACAAGCCUCCGGCUAGUAUUGCGUCUCUGGUGCACUAUGCACGAUAUUGUCGCCGCUUGAAAGCGCUUGGGUUGUGCCUCGAUGCAUCUACGAAAGCCAGUGUCGAUGCAUGUAUGCAGGCCAUGGACACCUGCGAGGAGAACGUUCCAGAAGAAAACCAUGGCCUCCCAUCUCACUCAAUUCGGAUGGUCGAGUUUGGUCCUUCGUGGCUGGAGUGUAACUUCGACCCUGGGCACAUCAACUCUCUAGCCAAGGCGUUCACGAGGCUUUUUUCCAACUUAGCUGCAUGUCGUGCGUGCCGGACGGAGGAGCUUGGGGUGCCACAGGCUGCAUGGACUUGGAUGAAGGUGCAGACAUUGUACGAAUACAUCCUCUUUAGGGAUCAAGGUUGCAACGUAAAUACCCCACGGAGCGCGUGGAAGUUGAGACUGUUUUCCAAGUGGACCUCGGACUAUGGAAAAGAUUACGAGAAGGUUGCCCUGGCGUCCCCUGGUUCAUCCGUAGAAGUUGACUUUGAUGAUGAUCAGAAUGCGGAAGCGUUCAAUCAGAUCAUGUACAAGACAGCAAGGGACGAACUCGCGAAGAUAUCCAAAGAACACGAGGUUAUGUGA